AUGAUGCUUGAGCAUGGCAAUGAUCUUAAGCUCUGGAAUUGUCUGACACUAGGUAUUGUAAAUUGCAUUAAUUUGUUUGAGGUGGUGUUAAGACUAUACUUUAAACUCCUUAGAAAUGUUGUUUUGACGUCAUCACUUCAUGCAGAUGUCUUUCCAAGAAUCAACAUUAAAGACCCAUACAAACGACUUGGAAUAAGUGUUGAUGCCUCUGAGGAAGAAAUUCAAGCAGCAAGGAACUUUCUAAUACAAAGAUAUGCUGGGCACAAACCAAGUGUAGAUGCAAUUGAAGCGGCUCAUGAUAAAAUAAUCAUGCAGAAAUUUUAUGACCGAAAGAAACCAAAGUUGAAUAUUAAAAAAAAGGUAAGGGAUGUGACUCAGUCCCGUUAUGUGCAGGCGGUGAUGAGCAGGUUCCGCACCCCUUCAGAUAGCAAAUUCAUUGUGAUAACGUCUGUUGCGUUCUUGUUGCUUGGAGCUCUAACCGUCCUCUUUCCUACUGAAGAAGGGCCUACUCUUCAGGUUGCCCUUUCUCUAGUGGCAACCAUAUACUUCAUAUAUAGCAGGCUGAAAAGCAAAAUCCGAGCUGCACUUUAUGGGGGGGGAGCAUUUAUUUUCUCAUGGCUCUUGGGUACCUUUCUGAUGGUAUCUGUUGUUCCGCCUAUACUAAAAGGACCAACGAGUUUGGAAGUGACCACUUCUUUGCUAAGUUAUGUGCUUCUCUGGGUUGCUUCUACAUAUCUGAAAUAAUAUUCUCAGCUCUAUGAGUUUUUGCCAGCUGCACACUAUUUGUCUGCCUUAAGUGAUUUCAUUCUCCUGAUUUUUCCAUUAGAUUUGUUAUACGGGAACACUAAAUUUCAGCAGAUGUAAGGAAUUUAGAGAGAUUAUUAAUGGAAGAGUAUUUAUUUUUCUAUUAAAAUGAUAUACUGUUAAUUAGGUCAAGCCUUUCCCCCAACCUUAAAUGUUAUUAUAGGUUUAUCAAAGAUGUGAUUGGCCAUUUUUUGUGGCUUGUGCUGUUCUUUUCCAUUGGAAUUAUCUACAUGGAACCCACAUCAUCCUCAUAGUUCAUAUGAACUGAUUGAUGUGAAACUAUAUUAUUAUUUGCGACUCGUAUUAUGCGAUUGCAUAGAGUGAUAGAACCCCUGAGACUUGGAUGUUUGGUCCCUACACCAAAUCUUGUUCACAGAACGUUCUAGUAGAUGUCAAUUUUGGCCUCUACAACUUGUAUGUAAAUGGUGGUUUUUCCAUUUUCUAAUUUGUGUGGCAGAUUUCUUUGUUUUCUUAACAGCAACAAAACAUUACAAGUUGCUAAGAUUCUGUAAUAAUUGUAUUCAGAGUUAGUUUGAAGAUCUUGAGCUCUACAUUUUGUUUU
This is a messenger RNA of Chenopodium quinoa (quinoa), 1366 nucleotides long. RefSeq names its product protein CHAPERONE-LIKE PROTEIN OF POR1, chloroplastic. The transcript is spliced from 3 exons. The coding region runs from base 1 to 744 and encodes 247 amino acids. The record is from RefSeq and is a predicted model, not a curated record. Lineage: Eukaryota; Viridiplantae; Streptophyta; Magnoliopsida; Caryophyllales; Amaranthaceae. Gene Ontology annotation, cellular component: chloroplast membrane.